Molecule: messenger RNA, 1350 nt
Organism: Loa loa (African eye worm)
Lineage: Eukaryota; Metazoa; Nematoda; Chromadorea; Rhabditida; Onchocercidae
Exons: 8
Coding region: 28-1350 (440 amino acids)
Biological process (GO): late endosome to vacuole transport via multivesicular body sorting pathway; vesicle budding from membrane
Cellular component (GO): ESCRT III complex; cytoplasmic side of plasma membrane; multivesicular body
Source: RefSeq, a predicted model, not a curated record
UUUUCCUACGGUAUUUAUGCAUUCCAGAUGUUCGCAGAUAUCCGAAGCAUUCCAGAAAUUCUGGAGACACGUUUACGCCUGAAUGUAAUGGGCAGCAGAAGGCUUUACCCAGAAAUAUGGGCAGACGAUGAUCAGAUGUCUGGGCUUAUGUCUAUGAUAAAGGCUCGAGAUGUAAAUCCGAAUGAUUAUGAUCGAAAAAUAGAAUUUUGGUCUGAUAUGAUUGCAAAAUCGUGCGAAACUGAGAAAAAUGCAGUCUUCACUAUCGAUAUAUUGAAACGACGUUUUCGUCGAGGUGAUCAACUGCCGGGUUCUCUGAAUGUUAUUAUUCAGCAUAUGCUUGAUGCAGGUGAAAUUAUCACCUUGGAUGAUUACAAAGCCCGGAAUCAGAAUUGGUUUCAGCGAGGAUACAGGUCAUUUAUGGGAAGUUUGUGGGGUGCUACCAUUGAUAACCAGACAGAAUAUGUUCAUCUACUGACUGUUAAAAAACAUGCUGACAGUAUGCUAGAGUUUUUCCGAAGUGAAUAUGCUGUUGAUGAUGAUAUGCUACCGGAAAUCGUCGACUCGGCGGAAUUUUUCGAAGAAUGUAAAAAUUUAGUUGCUAACAAGAAAACUUAUGAUAUUGCACUAGCAGAACUUGUUAAUCGAGGCGAAGUAACGAUAGGUUCAUCUAAAAUAGGAGAGGAAGUUCUGAAAUUCCGUGACAACGCCGCUCGUGGUCCCAUAAAGUGGACAGAAUCUGAUGCUGGCGUUCACGAUAUGAGGCGGGCGAUGAAUAAAUUAGAGCAUGAGAUCAAACGUUUGGAACUGAAAGCGAAGAAGGCUGAGCAGGAUGCUCGCCUGUACAUACGUCAGGGUGAUAAAAAUCAUGCUGCCCACUAUUUACGUCAAAAGAAACGGGCUCUAAAGGAAGUUGAAGCUAAAGAUAAUCAAUAUCAGAGGCUUUUGGAAAUGAUGCAACAAUUAGGACGAACAAAGCAAAAUAAGCAAAUUUUGGAUGCUUACAAAGCUGGUGCCGAUGCUUUUAAAGCUACUUUGCAAAGGCAGGGUAUUUCUCCGGAAGAGAUUGAUGAAACUAUGGAUAAUAUCGGUGAUGCCAUGGCAACUGCGGAGGAAAUUCAGGAUGCUAUUGCUGCUGGUGUACCAACAUCGACUGCUGAUGAACUUAACAACGAUCUCGAAGCUGAAUUGAACGCUAUACUUGCUGCAGACAAUAGUGAGAUAGAUUUAAUGAUUAAAAAUUUGCCAGACAUGCCAUCAGAACCCUCUGCAGCAGGUCCUGCUAAAACUACUAGUGUUGCUGCAGAUGAUUCAAUCGGAGCACGUCUGAAAAGGUUACGUGAAACUGCUUAA